Messenger RNA from Aspergillus tanneri, 1104 nucleotides. Its product is annotated as DSD1 family PLP-dependent enzyme. The record is from RefSeq and is a predicted model, not a curated record. NCBI's taxonomy places the organism in Eukaryota, Fungi, Ascomycota, Eurotiomycetes, Eurotiales, Aspergillaceae. Gene Ontology annotation, molecular function: D-serine ammonia-lyase activity. The transcript has a single exon. Bases 1 to 1104 code for a protein of 367 amino acids. Gene Ontology annotation, biological process: D-serine catabolic process.
AUGUACUCCCCCGAGGUCGGCAACAGGAUCGAUGAGCUAGAUACGCCAUCCAUGAUCGUGGAUCUCGAUCUUGUCGAGGCCAACAUAAAAAAGCUGAUGGACAAGCUCUUACCUACUGAACUCGAUAUCCGCCCUCAUCUCAAAACAACCAAGAGCGCGAUCCUCGCGCGAAAGAUGGCCACUGCGGGCGCAAAGGGAGGCUGCGUAGCCAAAGUAAGCGAGGCAGAAGUGAUUGCCGCUGCUGGAUUUGACGACUUGCUCAUUACGUGCGAGAUCAUCGGCGAAGCCAAAGUCAAGAGACUGGUGGAAUUGUUUCGCAAACAUCGAAAGAUUAGGAUCGUGGUGGACAGCGAAGUCGGUGCAACUGCCAUCAACGAGGCGUUGGAGAACGCGGGCAUCAAAGACCCGAUCAUGGUGUUGAUCGAUCUCGACGUUGGACUUCAUCGGACUGGAGUGCAGCCGGGAGAUUCGGCCGUGGCCCUGGCGCGACAUAUCGACGGACUGAAGCAUCUGAAGCUGAUUGGGGUGCAAGGCUACGAGGGUCAUUUGCAGCAUGUGCAUGAUAGGGAAGACCGGAAAACUCAAUGUCUGCAGUCUAUGAAGAUCCUGACUGGUACUGCGGACACGCUGCGCAACGCAGGCUUUAACAUCGAAGUGGUCACCACCGGUGGAACAGGCACCGCAGAGUUCUGUGCCACCGUGCCCGGCGUGACAGAGCUCCAACCUGGGUCUUUCAUCUUCAUGGAUACGGACUACCAACGGGCUGUGGGUUCAUUUUAUUCGUACAGUCUCACUAUCUUGUCAACGGUGCUCAGCAAACAAGGUCCCCGAUCGGUGACGAUUGAUAGCGGUUUGAAGUCGUUGACAACAGACAGUGGGUUAGCGGAGUGCAAGGACUCCAGAUAUAGUUAUGGAGUUCUUGGUGACGAGCAUGGCUCGCUCAGCUGGGAAGAUGGUACACCGCCGCUUUCAGUGGGUGAUCGUGUUGAGAUGGUUCCGAGUCAUAUCGACCCCACGGUGAAUCUGCAUGACUUCUAUUACGCUCAUCGGGGAGGUGUCAUCGAGGAAAUUUGGCCCGUCGAUUCGAGAGGGAAGGUCCAAUAG